Molecule: messenger RNA, 1927 nt
Organism: Rhododendron vialii
Lineage: Eukaryota; Viridiplantae; Streptophyta; Magnoliopsida; Ericales; Ericaceae
Product: receptor-like protein 9DC3
Exons: 2
Coding region: 579-1835 (418 amino acids)
Molecular function (GO): protein binding
Source: RefSeq, a predicted model, not a curated record
UCCAGAACUUAAUUCUCGUAGCCCAGGGAAUUUCUGGAAUAUUGCCGGACUCAAUUGCUAAUCUGAAGUCCUUGAAGCAAUUGGUCAUCUAUCAUUCCGAAUUCCACGGAUCCAUUCCUACUUCUCUCUGGAACCUUCCACAAAUCACUUCUUUGGACCUCUCAUCCAACAAUUUCAGUGGUAUCCUCCCGUCUUCAAUUUCAAACCUUACACAAAUCACUUAUUUGGACCUCUCAUCCAACAAUUUCGGUGGUUCCCUCCCAUCUUCAAUUUCAAACCUUACACAAAUCACUUAUUUGGGCCUCUCAUCCAACAAUUUCAGUGGUUCCCUCCCAUCUUCAAUUUCAAACCUUGGAAAUCUAAGGACCUUAAGACUUUCGGAUAAUAAUUUCACAGGUCGCUUCUUUUCAUGGGAUGUAAACUUGCCAGAACUUCAAGUCUUGGAUGUGUCAAACAAUAGUCUCACUGGUCCUCUUCCUUCACAAGCAGUUGUACCUCCAAAUCUAAGCUAUUUGAUCAUAGGCCGAAACUUGAUCAACAGUACAAUCCCAUCUUGGGUCUUCGAAUUACCCGCACUCAUGUACUUAGAUCUCAGUUAUAACAAACUGAUUGGUCAUACACUUGAGUUUCAAUCCUCUUCGUUGAAGUUUAUUGAUUUGAGCAAUAACGACCUAAAUGGUACUGUUCCAAAUUCAACCUUUGAACUCCGAAACCUUAACCAUCUUAUUCUUUCUUCAAAUAGCUUUUCUGGCACCAUUCCUAGAUCAAAUAGAUUCAGUGAAAAUCUCAGUGUACUCGCUUUAAAGAUGAAUAACUUGACAACUAUCAAUCUUUAUGGCAAUGGAUUUGAAGGGCCAAUACCGAAGUCUCUGAUUAACUGUAGAUACUUGGAAGUGCUAGAUCUCGGAAGAAACAAGUUCUUUGAUGAAUUUCCGCAUUGGUUGGGAAAUUUACCGUACUUGCAUGUCCUAAUCUUGCAAUCCAACAAAUUUCAUGGAUCGAUUGUGACUUCCACGACCAAAUUUCCCUUCCCCAUGUUGCGAGUUCUUGAUAUGGCGAACAAUAAUUUCACUGGUCCAUUGCCCAUAAAGUACUUCAAAAGUUUCAAAGCAAUGAUGAAUGUGGAUGAGCAUUUUGAUUUGGAGUACAUGCGACCUGGUGGUUAUACUUAUUAUGAUUCUCUGACUAUAGUAAUCAAAGGAUCGACCAUUGAAAUGAAGAAAAUCCUUAGAGUUUUUGUAGCCAUUGAUUUAUCAAGGAACAAGUUUCAUGGUGAGAUUCCAGGGAUCAUCGGUGGGCUAAAUUCGAUUCGAGGACUGAACUUAUCGCACAAUAGCCUCAUAGGUCAUAUACCAAAGUCGCUUGGUAAUUUGACGAAGCUGGAAUGGUUAGACCUCUCAUCGAAUAAGUUCACUGGGGAGAUCCCUCGACAACUCACGAAUUUAACCUUUCUCGGAACACUCAACCUUUCGCAGAAUCGCCUAACGGGGCCUAUACCAGGAGGCAAACAAUUCGAUACAUUUUCGAAUGGUUCUUACAUCAACAACUCGGCGUUAUGCGGGCCUCCAUUGUCGAAUACGUGUGGCGAUCCUAAGGCAACACAACCACCACCGUCGAGAUUUGAAGAAGAAGAUUCAGAUCCUGUGAGUGGAUUUGGUUGGGAAGUCGUAUUGCCAGGGUAUGGAUUUGGGCUGGUAGUUGGACUUGUCAUGGGAUAUCUUAUGUUCUCGUUCGGUAAACCUCACUGGCUUGUGGAGAUGGUUGAAGGUGUAGGAAACGGAAGCGGAAAGAGGCGGAAAAGCAAUGCUCGAAGACGUGGAGGCAGAAGAAAUUAGCAAAAUGCAAAUGGUGUUAUUGUAUGAUAUUGUGGAGGAGGCAUGAAGCUCUCGUCAGUCUCAGAUAUGAGGAGAAACUUUGGUUGUAGGAG